This is a messenger RNA of Macrosiphum euphorbiae (potato aphid), 237 nucleotides long. NCBI's taxonomy places the organism in Eukaryota, Metazoa, Arthropoda, Insecta, Hemiptera, Aphididae. The record is from the annotation of a GenBank genome assembly.
AUGACAUCGCCCGCAGCAUCACCACAAAAGCCAGCCAUCACCAACUCGACCGCGUCUCCAGUCCGUUUGCCGAGCGUACAGCCGACUCCCACGCACAACUCGCAGCCCACCGCUGCACAGUCCGUCCAGGGAAAAUGGCAGUGUGCUCUGAGGGACAACCCGGUGAUCGCCAGCGGAACUAUGGCUUGGACGAGAGUGUGGAGAUUUUCCAAGCUCCUGUUGCAGACCGGAUGUUAG